This is a messenger RNA of Cyphellophora attinorum, 1611 nucleotides long. Its product is annotated as Choline transport protein. Gene Ontology annotation, cellular component: membrane. Lineage: Eukaryota; Fungi; Ascomycota; Eurotiomycetes; Chaetothyriales; Cyphellophoraceae. Gene Ontology annotation, biological process: transmembrane transport. The transcript has 3 exons. The record is from RefSeq and is a predicted model, not a curated record. The coding region runs from base 1 to 1611 and encodes 536 amino acids. Gene Ontology annotation, molecular function: transmembrane transporter activity.
AUGGAACGCAAAAGCUCAACGUCGCCUCGCCUUGAGCCUGGCGAGAAUAAUGGGUUGUCAGAAGAUGAGCUACAAUUACGUGCACAAGGUCACAUUGGCGAGCUCCCACGCCAAUUCACGACCAUCUCACUCCUAUCGUUUGCUUAUAGCGUCACCAACUCAUGGAUUGGAUACUCCGCGGUUUUCGUUACUCCCUGGUUUGCAGGCGGGCCACCGGCGGUGGUGUACUGUCUCAUCGCCGCUGCUCUCGCCUGCUCGAUAAUUACUAUUGGACUGGCGGAACUAGCUUCAGCGUUCCCAUCUAGCGGAGGGCAGUAUCACUUUGCUUUUAUGGUUGCUCCUAUUCGAUACCGGGCCCUCAUUGCAUUCAGUACAGGCUGGCUCAGCAUAUUCGCUUGGCUGUUCACGAUCGCCUCUGCAUGUAUCUACUGCGCACAGAUCUGUGUGAACAUGGCUACCCUGUUCCACCCUCAAUAUAUUCCGGAACAAUGGCAUGUUUACCUGGUCUACGUCGCUUUCGUGGCUGCUUGCACUCUCAUUACUGUAUUUCUAUCAAGACAAAUACCGUUGCUGGAAACGAUCUCCUUCUUCGCAUCAAUCACUGGUGUUGUGGUAUUCUUUGUUGUGGUUCUCGCGGUGAGCCCGACGAAGCAACCCGCGUCGGCGGUCUUCGUGAGAUGGGAUAACCAAACAGGAUGGGGUGAUGGAACUGCUUUCUUCCUGGCCGUGGGUCAAGCCAUGUACUCAUAUCUUGCAGUCGAUAGCGCGAGCCAUAUUGCUGAAGAGGUCCCCGAGCCAGGCAAGCGAGUUCCAAGGACAAUGUGGCUAACUGUCGUCAUCGGUGCCCUGACAGCGCUACCAUGGACUAUUGCGUUCUUAUUCAGCAUCCAGAAUCUCGAUGCGGUCAGUGCGUCGCCAUUACCUAUCAUGGAGAUCUACCGACAGGCAUUGAGAGGAUCUAACGCCGGCGCUGCCUUCUUGACGACGUGGUUGCUAAUCAUGUAUUUUGGUGCAUGCAUUGGCUGCACCGUCACUACAGGACGUCUAAUCUGGGCAUUUGCACGAGACGGCGGAAUGCCGUACUCGAAGUUCUUCAGUCAAGUCAAUCCGGCUUUCGAGACGCCGGCCAACGCGACAAUGCUUGCUGGCGUCUUCUGUAUCCUCUACGGCCUGAUCUAUAUUGGCUCCACCACUGCCUUCAACAGUUUCAUCGCAACAUCAAUUCUUUUCCUUAACAUCACGUAUGCACUCCCGCAAGGUGUCGUGCUCAUUCGUGGACGUUCACUAUCACUACCGGUCAGAUCCUUCGACCUAGGCGCUUUCGGAACCUUCGCCAACAUCUUUUCAGUGUUGUGGGUAGCACUAUACACCAUUUUCUUCUGCUUUCCCGUCUUUCUUCCUGUUACGGUUGGGACUAUGAACUAUGUCUGUGUUAUUAUCAUAGGGGUCGGAGUUUUCAUCGCGCUCCUGUGGUGGUGUCGGAAGCGGCAUGACUUUACUGGACCAAUUAUUGGGGAGAUCAAUGCGCUUGUUCCUGUACCGACCACAGACGCCACAUCGACCACAAACGGGAGCGGCACGUUGGCAAAACAUGCGAGUCCCGUAAAAUAG